AUGUCCUCAAUGGUGUGGAAUUUUUUCCAGAAACCCGACUUUCCUGUCGAAUACGUUCCGUGUUCGAAAUGUAACGUUUUGUUGGCAUACAAAGGAACGACGUCUGGCUUGAAGAAACAUUUGAAGGCCAAACAUUUCGCCGAUUAUCAACGGAUUAUGAUGCAGAAGGGCGUCACCGGCACUUCAAAUUGCAACUACAACCACUCGGAACUGCUCCUGGCGCGCGCAUUCUGCACCGGCCACGUUCCCUACGAAUUCGUCGAAAACCCAGAAUUCAAAUUUUUCCUCAACUCGCUAAAUUGCGAAUUCAAAGUUCCAAGUAUGAAUCGAAUUCGUGAGGUUUUGAUGGUCAAUACGUCGUCGCUCAUCAGACAAAAUACGUUUGAAUUGAGCAGAGCAAAGGAUUAUGUGAUUAUCACUGAUGGACUAUCAGAAUCUAAAUUUGAGAGUCCCACAUUUUUAUCAGUAUACGUGUCACACGUGGAUCAGUAUACUUUCGAGAGGAAGGUUUUGCUCUGCGGACUGACCUACAUCGACGAGAAAUCGGAUCGAGCUGGAAAUAUGAGAAGAGUGCAAAAUUUGGUCGAUAGUGUUGGCCUAAAAUUUCAAGAAAAUCAAAUUAUCGUCUGUGAUAUGGACCAGAAUCUGAAGGAAAAUGAAUUAAGUAUUAGAAAUAUUCCUUGUGCCGGCCACGCGAUCAGUCAAAUUUUCGAAGAAUUUGGAUCCCGAGUGAAAAACGCGGCAAAAAUUCAUCAAGACAUCAAACAGAUCUUCGCGGUACUGGAGGAGGAUGAGGCGAGGCUGGCAAAGGCUCUUUCAUUACAAAAAGACUACAAAGUCCAGAUUCCACUUCCCUUAAAAUCGUCCACAAGCAAAUGGGGCUCGCUUUUUACGGAUAUGCAGGGAUACAUAACGAAUGAAGCCUACUUUGUCUUUGUCCCAAAUCUCGGCGCUAAAGAACACCAACUGCUCAACUCUCGGAAACUUUCGGAAGCUCAAAAUUUCGUAAAACUCUUGCAACCACUUCACAUAGCUCUAGAAGCGUUGACCUCUGAAAACUCGUUUUGCUCGGAUAUCGUGCCAAACUUGUUGUGUGCCAAGGAAGAUUUUGAUGAGAACGAUCCAUCGGCCGUGGUGUUGGCCGAGCUGGUUCAGGAGAAAAUCACUGCCUAUCUGAGCAAUGACAUCAUUCUCGUGUCCAUGAUCUCGGACCCUAGGUAUGCCUAUGUUCCGAAUCUGGUUGAUCCAAGGACAUGGCAAGAGGCUGAACAGCUUUUGAUUGCUGAGGAAACUGUAGCUAGCGCUUUAUCGUCGAUUAGUCCGAAUACAGUGAAAGACGAAGGAUCGGAAGAGACGGCGAGAGGGCUGGCUGGUCUGUUGAAGAGAAAAAUCAAAAGCGAGUGUCCGGCGAAGAAUUUGACGUCCGAACUCCUGCACUACCAAGCCCUGAUGGCCACCAACCGACCUUGCCACACCUCGGAUCCUCUCCAAUUCUGGAAAGAUCAACAACACAAUCUUCCAAAGCUGGCAUCCCUCUCAAUCAAGAAUCUCGUCGCGAUGGCCUCAACUACAGUAUCCGAGAAGCUGUUCCGAAAAUGUUCAGGAGUUAUUAACUCAAAGGUCUCAAGAAUCGACAAACGGGACAUCGAGCUGUAUCUUCUGGAGAAUGCAAUCUCGCCAAAACUUGAUUUACUUGAAGAAGAGAGUUCAAGCUACCAAGAGCCAGAGCCAGAAUCAUAUCUAGACAACACAUUUUUGGAUUUCACGAGUGCUCCUGAAGAGCCAACGACUUCACAACUCUCUGAUGUGAAACUAGAACCCGAGGAUCCUGUACGAUCAUCACCACGACCAAUGCCAGAGUUUGGGCAACCGUCGAUCAUCCAACCACCACUAAUUGCUCCAUCUCUCAUUGCUCAUCGUCCACCGCAGCUGACGCAUCAACCCCGGCUAUCACCAGCUAUGAUGGCUGCCAAUAACUUUCCAAUCAAUCCAGCACUGAAUCCACCAAGCCUAGGCAGUAAUCCGGCUAGCCGAAUCAGUAGCCGAAUCGCACCGCCCAUUCCGACCAGCACUUCUCGCCCUAUUUUUUUCAAGGAUAAUCGGCUUUAA
Molecule: messenger RNA, 2109 nt
Organism: Caenorhabditis briggsae
Lineage: Eukaryota; Metazoa; Nematoda; Chromadorea; Rhabditida; Rhabditidae
Exons: 11
Coding region: 1-2109 (702 amino acids)
Biological process (GO): regulation of transcription by RNA polymerase II
Cellular component (GO): nucleus
Molecular function (GO): DNA binding; protein dimerization activity
Source: RefSeq, a predicted model, not a curated record